Molecule: messenger RNA, 201 nt
Organism: Penicillium angulare
Lineage: Eukaryota; Fungi; Ascomycota; Eurotiomycetes; Eurotiales; Aspergillaceae
Exons: 2
Coding region: 1-201 (66 amino acids)
Source: RefSeq, a predicted model, not a curated record
AUGAACAUCACCGCCGCCAUCACCGCCGUCAUCGCCGUGAUGGCCGCGAAUCAGAGCGGCGGCGUAACCGACGGCGCGGGCAUGGGUCGCUUCCUUGUUAGGAAUUCCCCUAGUGGCAGCAAGGGUCUGUUGGACACUGAUGAAGAAGAUGACGGUGAUGAUGAUGGUGAUGGUGAUACGAAUAGCACCAUAUGUGGCUAG